This is a messenger RNA of Tinamus guttatus (white-throated tinamou), 663 nucleotides long. The record is from RefSeq and is a predicted model, not a curated record. NCBI's taxonomy places the organism in Eukaryota, Metazoa, Chordata, Aves, Tinamiformes, Tinamidae.
CCUAAGUCACCUGGUGGCUGCAUGAAGGUAGACUAUUGCUGCACUCUCAGAAUGAAGCCUCAACCUGUGGAGGAAAGAAGAGGACAGAUCCUAGAGUCUCUGUGGAUAGUGAUGAGUCGGAACGUGAGCCUCUUGUUCACCACAAUAACAACGCUAGUGACAAUUGUCUUCCAUAGCGGGACAGCUCUUCUCAAUUUUGUGCUCUCAGUGGUGAUUUUCCUGACCACACUAUUCUACCUACUGAGUUCCAGUGAUGAGUACUACAAGCCAGUAAAAUGGGUGAUCAGCCUGACGCCUUUGUCUCAGCCAGGUCCCUCCUCAAACAUAGUUGGCCAGUCGGUGGAAGAGGCUAUAAGAGGUGUAUUCGAUGCUUCUCUCAAAAUGGCUGGGUUCUAUGGACUCUACACUUGGCUGACUCACACAAUAUUUGGGAUUAACAUAGUCUUCAUACCAUCCGCAUUAGCAGCGAUCCUUGGAGCAGUUCCAUUUCUGGGGACAUACUGGGCAGCCAUCCCUGCGGUCCUAGAUUUGUGGCUUGUGCAAGGAAAAGGAUGUAAAGCCAUUUUACUCUUGGUUUUUCACCUGUUGCCAACCUAUUUUGUAGAUACUGCAAUUUAUUCGGAUAUAUCAGGGUUCAACUUUGAGUUUGAACCCAAAAAGUAG